UUCUUCUUCCAUUUAAUUUCAAAAUAUGAGGGUUGGUUCAUCUGUGAUAAGCCCCAGCUGAAAUGAAUCCGAUCUGUAGAUCAUCCCUUUCUCGAUUAUACCACCACCGUCUUCACUCACCUCUCCGGCGGCAGUCUUCUCCGCUUGAAACCACCCCCAGGUUCAAUUUCUCCAAAAGGUGGCAUUUUGGCCACCACACUGGAUCUGAUCACCAACAUCAAAGGCCCGGCGGAGCAGAAGAAGGGGAAAGGAUUUUCCGGCUUGGUCUAACCGCUGAUAUCGGUUUGUCUGUCGGCAAAGCUCUCACCGGUUAUCUCUGCGGCAGCACCGCCAUCAUCGCCGACGCUGCUCAUUCCGUUUCAGAUGUGGUCCUAAGCGGUGUUGCUCUAUUCUCUUACAGAGCUGCCAAUGUUCCCAAAGACAAAGAACAUCCAUAUGGUCAUGGUAAAUUUGAAACUCUGGGAGCCCUUGGAAUCUCUACCAUGCUUUUGGCUACUGGCUGUGGCAUUGCCUGGCAUGCCGCUGACCUCUUACUUAGCGCACUGUCCGCAGCCCCUGAGGUGAAUCAUACUCAUGGUGGAUAUCAUCACGGAAUUGAUAUGACUCACCCCACUCUCGCUUUGACUGUUACUAUUGCUUCCAUUUCCAUCAAAGAAGGGCUUUACUGGAUCACGAAACGAGCAGGAGAGAAACAAGGGAGUGGGUUGAUGAUGGCAAAUGCUUGGCAUCACCGUUCAGAUGCUAUUUCUUCUCUAGUUGCCCUUGUUGGCGUUGGAGGUUCUAUUCUAGGAGUUAAUUUCUUAGAUCCCCUAGCUGCUCUUGUUGUCUCGGCAAUGAUUUUCAAAGCUGGACUGGAAACGGGACAUCAAAGUGUAUUGGAACUGGUAGAUGCUGCUAUACCAGCUCAACAAUUAGAGCCAAUAAGACAGACCAUAUUACAGGUUGAAGGAGUCAAGGGAUGUCAUCGGCUAAGGGGAAGGAGAGCUGGUUCAUCGUUGUAUCUUGAUGUACACAUUGUGGUAGAUCCAUUUUCCAGUGUGAGUGUUGCGCAUGAGGUAGGAGAAUAUGUACGGGGGCAGAUCAAUAGAAACCAUCCUCAAGUGUCUGAAGUUUUCAUUCAUAUAGAUCCAGCUUUCUUACAGUUUUCUAGUAGCAUGAUGGAUCACGAUAGUAUACAAAAGGAAAGUAACAUAUGCAAAGAGAUUAAACUUGUCGAAGCCACUGUCUCGGAAAUUUUUUCAUCACAGUUCUCUGAGAAAAUGAUGAUAAAACGAGUGACACCCCACUUGUUGCAUAGCAAGAUCUGGCUCCAAAUCGAAGUUGCGAUGCCAUCAACCAUGACAAUUCAGGACGCCAUGAGAGCCGCUGAAGAUGCAGAGAAGGAGAUUCUGAAGGCAGUCUCAAAUGUGGCUCGUGUCAGCAUUCAGCUUAGUCUCAAGAACUCCCUGCCUCAGUAAUUUAAUUACCUCUGGUGUUUUGGAUUAAAAAAAAUACAAUGAGAGCCAAUUCUCUGUUUAUAACCAUGCAUGUGGGCGUUUUGUUUAUAUUACUGGCGUUUUGUUUAGUCUCAAAAUUUUGGACCUUGAUGAGUGAGGAAAGUUUUGGGAGUGUACAAUUGAUGAGCUGUGGAUAAGGUGAAAGUAAAAAUAAGACCAUAGCUUUCUUUCAGCCC
Messenger RNA from Brassica rapa (field mustard), 1672 nucleotides. RefSeq names its product metal tolerance protein C1. Gene Ontology annotation, biological process: monoatomic cation transport; transmembrane transport. The record is from RefSeq and is a predicted model, not a curated record. Gene Ontology annotation, cellular component: membrane. NCBI's taxonomy places the organism in Eukaryota, Viridiplantae, Streptophyta, Magnoliopsida, Brassicales, Brassicaceae. Gene Ontology annotation, molecular function: monoatomic cation transmembrane transporter activity.